This is a messenger RNA of Adineta steineri, 2157 nucleotides long. The record is from the annotation of a GenBank genome assembly. Lineage: Eukaryota; Metazoa; Rotifera; Eurotatoria; Adinetida; Adinetidae.
AUGAGUAAUAUGCUUUUAUUAUUUGUUAUAUUGAUUGGAAUUAUUUCUGGUCAUUUAAAUGAUCCAUUAGUUUGUUCUAGUAGUUAUUCUAAUUAUCUUCUAGUAAAAUUACCAACAAGUUGGAUAAAUGGAUCAGUAAAUUGCUUUGAUGAAGAUGCUAAACGGCCUGAUUUGGAUAUAUUUCCUAUUAUUAAUGGGUGUGAGUGUUCUGUGCUUGAUGGAAGUCAUUUUCGUGGUGGCAUCAUUUCAUGGCGUCCGUUAAAUAGUACAGUACAGGGUACCACUACACAAAUUCUUUUGCAUCAAAGAUAUUUUUGGUGGAGAAUGUACUCCGGUUUUCCUGCACCUUUAUGCACGGAAGCAAAUGUCGUUGCUCAAACACCUAUUAAUGUAGGCAGUGCUUAUUUGGCGUGUUUAAAAAACUGCACAAGUUCUACCUUUCCUCCAUCUCCCGGAAUUUUAGCCCAAAUGACAACGUCAGAUUGUGAUACAAACCCGAUCAUUGAAUCAUGGGGUGGUGAACUCUAUACUACUUUGACACUACCCUUGACAACAUCAAUUACAAUUGGCUACGUCGGAAGUGCAUGGCUGACUGCACUCUAUAUAGGUGGUGGUCUUGGUUGGUCAAUUGUCAAUCGAAUGAAUCUAGCUCCAAGACCUGAUUAUUAUAUCAAUAGCAGUCCUGUUACAACUACAUUACCAGUAGUAAUGUACCAAAGAGGUGUACCAGUAGUUCAUGUUGUACAGAUGGCAGAUAAUGAUGCUACCGAUGUAUUGCAAUGCCGUUGGGGCACUAAUCAGACAACGACGAAUUACAAUCAAGUUAGUGAAUGUGGAGAUGUCUGUAAGGCAAUGCCCCCUGGAACUGGACUCACCGGACCCAACUGUACGUUGACUUUCACUUUACCAUUGGUUGCUACAUAUUAUGCUUGUGCACUGCAAAUCGAAGACUAUUAUAGCGCUAGCUCCCCGAAUCCAAUGAGUUCAGUUCCAAUACAAUUCUUAUUCUAUGCAUACAAUCCUGGAGUUGGUGCAUGUGCAACUGCUCCUUCAAUUAUUGGUGUUCGUCCAAAUAGAGCUUGCAUUGGAGUUCCAUAUGGUGUUCAGCUCACUGAAACUAUAGAGAUACAAACAUAUUGUCCUGGUCAAACAAUUAUUGAUUUGGUCACUAGUUCACCGUAUGGAAUGACACAUAGUGGUAUUAGCAAUCCAAGUACUGGUUUAUGGAUAAUGACAUUAACAUGGACACCCAUAUCAUUACAAUCUGGCCCUCAAGGUUUUUGUGCUGGUGCAAUUGACAAUAGCAGUUUACAAUCAGCUCCAUGGUGUAUCACAUAUCUAGUUGGCUACGACUCACCGAAUUUAAUUCGUCCUACAUUGGUACAAGGAUCAGCAAGUCCAAUAGGUACUGUCUUUUCGAACCAGUCGUUGUUUUCCAUACAAGCAACAAGUGCAGUUGGUCGUCCUUCUCUCAAUAAUACGAACAUCUGUUUUCACUAUGACACUACAAAUGCAACAGUUUUCUGUUAUGAUGCUGGAUAUUCUCCAAAUGUUAUUUAUACUGGAUAUACUAUUGUAAUUGUUACAACUAUAACAUGGACACCUGGUCAAUCUUAUUAUGUAACACUGGAUGAUGGAUUUGCUAGUGGAAGUGUUUUUUGUCAUGCUGAAUCGUUAGCCAUUACUGAUAAAACAUUUUGGCGAUUCGAUAUCUGGAAUCCAGCACUUUCAAGUACAACCACAACAACUACUACUCCACCAACAACUCAUACAGUUACAAGCCUAGGAACAACUACUACUUCAAUCAAUACAGCAUGUACAACAAGUGGAAUAGUAGUAACUAGUACAAAUGCUUCUACGACUACAACAACUGUCACUACUACACCUCCAACUACAGCUGGUCCAACAACAGCAGGUCCAACCACCACAGGUGUAACUACUGAAUCGACUAUUCCUGUUUUUUAUCCAGCAGAUUUCGAAAAUGCAUGUAAACAACCCGUUGCAAUUAUGUCAGCUAUUGCCAUGGUCGCUUUUAUGCCUAUACAUGCUCUGGUAAUGUAUGCUGGUUUUACAAAAUUCUCGAAUAUGUACAAACCAUCAAACAUUGCUGCAAAAACAAGACACAAACAACGAAUGCAAAAUAUUCUUCGACGUUAA